Rhizophagus irregularis DAOM 181602=DAOM 197198 is the source of this 258-nucleotide messenger RNA. Lineage: Eukaryota; Fungi; Glomeromycota; Glomeromycetes; Glomerales; Glomeraceae. The record is from RefSeq and is a predicted model, not a curated record.
CACAAUUUGGCCGAAGGCGCAGUGCAUGGCUCAGCAAUUCUUCCGAGAUGAUGAUCAUUUCUCCGGACUAGCAUUAAUCGAUCUGCUUGGGAAAUUGGGAUCGGAAAUAUCAAUCAUUUUAUUCACAUCGCUUUUAAGCAAUUUUACAAGGUUUUCUAGUCCCUCCAAAUUUUUCUCAAAUACUUUGGUUAGCUCCUCCGGAUCGCUAGGUAAAAUAUUGGAUGAGGAAGCAUAGCUGGCCCUUUUAGGAUCGCUUCG